Paramisgurnus dabryanus is the source of this 706-nucleotide messenger RNA. It is a transcript of the gene mrpl35, whose product is annotated as mitochondrial ribosomal protein L35. The record is from RefSeq and is a predicted model, not a curated record. Gene Ontology annotation, cellular component: mitochondrion; ribosome. Lineage: Eukaryota; Metazoa; Chordata; Actinopteri; Cypriniformes; Cobitidae. Gene Ontology annotation, molecular function: structural constituent of ribosome. Gene Ontology annotation, biological process: translation.
CUCUGCUUUGCUGUUUUCCCAACGCUUUUUGUUUGGUCCAAACCGGUCACCGUAGGUUCACGCGUCAGUGGAGUUUAAGAUGGCGGCCACCUUGACGAGAAGUCUUUCGGGUUUGCUGAGACCUCUGUCGCUGUUAGGAAGAGACUGUCUCUCUCAUGCUGUCAGAGUCACAUAUCAGACACCUCGCUUCUCAACUCUUGUACAGAGACAUGUCUUUAGACCACUGCAUCCUCUUCAUAGCACUGUACAACAGACUGCUUUACUGGAUCGUGUAACCCCACUCAUUCCUUCUCUGAAGCUUCAGCAGAGUAGAAACUUGACAUACUACAGUAUUUCGAAAGGCAAAAGGAAAUCAGUGAAGUCUGUAACGCAGCGGUUUCUCAGGCUGCACUGUGGCCUGUGGUUGAGGAGAAAGGCUGGUUAUAAGAAAAAGCUGUGGAAGAAGUCAGCAGCCAGGAAGAAGCGUCUGAGAGAACAUGUCUUCUGUAAUAAAACUCAAUCCAAACUGUUGGAUAAAAUGACCACACCCUAUUGGAAAAGAAGAAAUUGGUACCUCAAUGACCCCUACCAGAAGUACCAUGAUAGAGUUAACCUCAAAGUGUAAAAUGCUGAUGGUGUUUAUCCACAUUUCAAAUGCUAUUUAACAAUUUGUUGUAAAAUGUCAAAAAAAUCUGUGAGUCAAUAAAUAAAGCUUUAAAAAACGAGA